CCAAGCCUUUCCUCGCGCAGCCGCCUCCAAAGCCUGGAGAAGUGGAAUUUCGCUGCCGUUGCUCCCUGCGCGGGCCUCGCGGAGCCGCACUGGGCAUGCUCAGUUGCCGCAGCCAGUGCUGCUCUAAGUAGGAAGCUCGCGUGCUGCAGCCCGCAGCUGAUCCCGGCGAUCAGCGGACUGCGAGACCUAGGAGCCGGGUCCGGAGCCGAUCGAACGCCGCGCAGCGCAGGUUGGAGUGUCUGUAGCGGAGCUGCCGUGCUCACCAGCCAAGCAUGUUGUUUUCCGAUCUGCCCAGCCCUGGAAUAGAAACUUUUGCUGGAUGGAAAAUCCAUAAAAGAAAGCUCUUGUGAAAGGCCGAUUCUGACACUGACUUAAGUGUGCCCAGCUAGCCCUCUCACUGUUUCUGGAGUCCUCCAGAGUUCCUGAGUCCCCUGCUAACACGCUGAUGGUCGCUAUGGGCAGAAGGUACCCAGAGGCUCGCGGGUGUCCAGGCAGCUCAUAUUUCAAAUUAUAACCUGCUUCCUGCACCCCUGCUGACGCCCAGCGAUCCAUGUCAGAAGUACUUCCAGCUGACUCAGGUGUUGGCACCUUGGCAGUGUUUAUGGCCAGCAGCGGAACCACAGACAUUGCGAAUCGGAACAGCCCAGCCACACCACCGAAUACCCUCAAUCUCCGUUCCUCCCACAAUGAACUAUUAAAUGCAGAGAUCAAACACUCAGAUGCCAAGAACAGCACGCCCCCCAAAUGCAGGAAAAAAUAUGCACUGACUAAUAUUCAGGCGGCCAUGGGCCUCUCGGAUCCAGCCGUACAGCCUCUGCUGGGAAACGCCUCUGCCAACAUCAAGCUGGUUAAAAAUGGGGAGAACCAGCUCCGCAAGGCUGCAGAACAGGGACAGCAGGACCCCAACAAGAACCUCAGUCCCGCAGCCGUCAUCAACUUAACCUCUGAGAAGCUGGAGGUUAGAGAUCUCCACCCACAGGAGUCCUCAGGCUGUGAGAUUUUGCCCUCUCAGCCCAGGAGAACUAAGAGCUUUCUCAAUUACUAUGCAGACCUGGAAACCUCAGCUAGAGAGCUAGGGCAGAACCUGGGCCCUUGCCAGGGGGUUGGAGAGGAGAAAGCCCAGCCAGUCCCAGGCCAGGCCCCAGGAGUCAUUGGGAAUGGUGACUUGCUGCCACAGAAACCAAACAAACCCCAGUCCAGCCCAGAGGAUGGCCAAGUAGCCACAGUAUCAUCCAGCCCAGAGACCAAGAAAGACCACCCUAAAACAGGAGCCAAAACUGACUGCGCCCUCCAUCGAAUCCAGAACCUGGCACCAAGUGACGAGGAAUCUAGCUGGACGACGCUGUCCCAAGACAGUGCUUCCCCCAGCUCCCCAGAUGAAACAGCAGAUAUCUGGAGUGAUCACUCAUUUCAGACAGAUCCAGAUUUGCCGCCUGGCUGGAAAAGAGUCAAUGACAUUGCUGGGACCUAUUACUGGCACAUCCCGACAGGGACGACGCAGUGGGAACGGCCCGUCUCCAUCCCAACAGAACUCCACGGCUCUAGGAAAGGGUCGCUUAGCUCUGUAACGCCAUCUCCCACCCCAGAGAACGAGAAACAGCCAUGGAGUGAUUUUGCUGUUCUGAAUGGGGGAAAGAUUAAUAGUGACAUUUGGAAGGAUUUGCACGCAGCCACAGUUAACCCAGACCCCAGUUUAAAAGAGUUUGAAGGAGCAACGCUACGCUAUGCAUCCUUGAAACUCAGAAACGCCCCCCAUGCUGAUGACGAUGAUUCUUGUAGUAUCAACAGUGACCCAGAAGCCAAGUGUUUCGCUGUGCGUUCUCUGGGCUGGGUAGAGAUGGCAGAGGAGGACCUUGCCCCCGGGAAGAGCAGUGUCGCUGUCAACAACUGCAUCCGGCAGCUUUCCUACUGCAAAAACGACAUCCGGGACACCGUAGGCAUCUGGGGAGAGGGCAAAGACAUGUACCUGAUCCUGGAAAACGACACGCUCAGCCUGGUGGACCCCAUGGACCGCUCCGUGUUACACUCCCAGCCCAUCGUGAGCAUCCGCGUGUGGGGCGUGGGCCGAGACAACGGCCGGGACUUUGCUUAUGUGGCCAGAGACAAAGACACGAGGAUUCUGAAAUGCCAUGUGUUUCGAUGUGACACACCAGCAAAAGCCAUUGCCACGAGUCUCCACGAAAUCUGCUCCAAGAUUAUGGCUGAACGGAAGAAUGCCAAAGCCCUGGCCUGCAGCUCCUUACAGGAGAGGACUAACAUGAGUCUCGAUGUCCCUUUGCAAGAUUUUCCAACACCAAAGACGGAGCUGGUGCAGAAGUUCCACGUGCAGUACCUGGGCAUGUUACCUGUAGACAGACCUGUCGGCAUGGAUACCCUGAACAGCGCCAUAGAAAAUCUCAUGACGUCAUCCAGCAAGGAGGCCUGGCCUUCGGUGAACAUGAACGUGGCAGACGCCACUGUGACAGUCAUCAACGAAAAGCUGUCUGGCUUCCCAGAGAGCUCAAGUGCCGAGCACUGUCUCUCGCAGAGUGAAGAGGAGGUCCUGGUGGAGUGUCGGGUGCGGUUUCUGUCCUUCAUGGGUGUCGGGAAGGACGUCCACACAUUUGCCUUCAUCAUGGAUACCGGGAACCAGCGCUUUGAGUGCCACGUGUUCUGGUGUGAGCCCAACGCAGCCAACGUGUCGGAAGCUGUCCAGGCCGCCUGCAUGCUGCGGUAUCAGAAGUGCUUGGUAGCCAGGCCACCUUCGCAGAAACUCCGCCCCCCGCCCCCGCCCGCGGAUUCGGUGACCCGAAGAGUCACGACCAAUGUGAAACGAGGGGUCUUAUCUCUUAUUGACACUUUGAAACAGAAGCGGCCUGUCACCGAGACGCCCUAGCAGCCCAGGACUCCAUCGCUAUUGGAGUCGUCACUAUUACCUGAGGAUCAAGUAGCUACACUAAAGAAGCCAACACAUGGCCUUCCACUCAGUUGCUGAUGCUUCGUCUCCAGAGAACUUUACUUUAACCAGACAGAGUUAGACAAGCAUGUGACUUCGUCUUGCCGCCACCAUGUGAUAUGAAGAGAAGCAUGAUUUUUUUUUUCCUAUAAGUUACAUCAUGAGCAGCGGAAGGUCUUCUUGAUGUAAAUAUUGUGAACAGGACUUCCCGAGCACGCACAGAAGAGUGCGGCCACACCCUUCCUAGACAACUAACACUGCAUCCUUGGAUGAACAGUGCCCAAGUUCAUUUUGCUGUCCUCUUGACUGGAUCUGUCACAAGCCACCUUGGGGUCCCUCGGCACUUUGCCCAGAUUUCGGAUCCUGAGAAACACAUACCAUUGAAUUGCUGUAAAAAUGGGGUGACAGGUUUGGGUUUUAGUUUUUUUCAUAAAAGUGAGCCUCUUGGUUGACAAAAUUUGGCUGUUGGCAUUAGUUCAGAUACCAGCCACCAGCUCUCUGACACAUGGACACAGGUUCACGUCUACAGCUGUUUGGGGUGCUGGGAAAAGGACAACUUUAAAAUUGAUAGAAAACUAAAUUUGAGGAAUUAAAAGCAAGCAAAAAAAAAAAAAGGCCUUUCUUUUCAGAUGGUUUUCAGACUGGUUAUUUUAAAAAAAAAGAGAGAUUUACAGAAUCACAAUGCAUUCGGGAUGGAACGUAUUUCAAACUUCUGCCUUACAUUGUACAAUGCAGCUAGAGAAUUAAAGUGUACUGUGGCCAUUCUCUACCCACGCCUGGAAAAUGAAAUAUUCCUGCAGUUCCCAUCCUUAGUUUGAUACUGAGCUAAUAUGCAAUUUAGAGUCAAGGAAAUGCCAUUUAUAUCUGUCACACACCACUGUUUUGGAUCUCCACCGUGAUUCUCAUAGGUUCUCAUCCUGGAGGUAAUAUGAAUAUGCACUCCUGGAGAUUCCAUCACCACCCCGGCCUCUCUCCACUCUGUCCAGGAAGCUGUCUGUCCGUCAUCUGUUGUCCAUGGCAACCAAUUUUAAGUUGUAAUUUUCCUGAAUUUAUGUGUUUAAUGUUAGAAAUUUGUUAAGACUUGACUAGAUGUGUUUUUAAACUUCUAUUUUCCCAUUUUAUUUUCAAGAUUUAAUUUUUUUCCUGUCAGAGCAGAAAUAAUGGAUUUUCUUACAGUGACUCCUACAUAGCAUGCUCCUGCCUCUUAUUUGUGUAGCUAAGGAACCUAACCAUAAACAUAUGCAAAUAUAAACUCUUGUUGACAGUGUUAUUUUAAAAGGCCCAUCUUAUUAGUGCCAUUUACUUUUAAUGUCAAAACUAAUAUCCAGUUGUAAAAUAGUGCUUUCUUUUUUUUUUUUUUAACCUUGCUCUGUACCUGUCAGAACUGUCUGCCCAGUUUUGUCACAUUUGAGCCUUACAUGGUAGGGAAGGCACUGAACUCACUGAGGAGAUCAGAGUACACAGCACCAAAAGCUAACGAAGUGACUUAGGAUGCCACCAAAGAUCACGAGAGCCAGGGUCACUACCCACAUCGCCAAGCCUGUACCACACUAUGCCUCCUGUGUGCAGUCAGGAGGACCCUUCACAAAUUACUCUGGGACCACACAGGGAGCAGAAAUGCUGUCAGGCAAUCUCGGGAGUUCCCCAGUGAGUUAAGGUCCACUUACUGUAAGACCAUUGUCCUUUCUUGGUCCAGGACUGUGUUCCUCAAAUCUGUCACAGAGGAGGCGUGUCUGUCCUCAGCAGCCUGGUCCUGUCUCAGACUUUCCAGAGGUUGUGUUCCCUGUGGUAGGAACAUUCCUGGCUGUGGCACUUACCACCACAGACCGUGUUGGAGUGACAGCGAGUGGGAUGUGGAGGAGUUGGAAUUGUUCAAUGGCAUCCUAACAUUCCAGUAAAGGUAAUGUCGCUUGAGUGAGGCUGUCACACUUGGUGCCGGCUUGCACGCUAGCUGAAGUAACAGGUGCCAUCUGAGACUUUUCUGCAUACUGAAAACCUUAUUGUGCCCUGAGAAAAACUGUUUUAGACUCUCGUCAUCACGGUCUCAAAUGUUCAUCUCCACAGCGGAAUGUUUUAGGGCACUCAGCUUCAAAAACUCUGAAGAAGUCCGCAUUUCUCUAGGCAGUCUCUCUACCCAAACCCUUUUUAUUUUUUAAGGCAUAUGUUUGUUUUCAGGAUGGAGAAGACUGAGCUAGCUUUAAGUAGCAAACUGAUUUAUAUAUGCAAUUUUAGGAUGCAGUAAGAUGAACAAUAGCCUUUUUACGUGUGAAAUGCUUUGACUGCACAUGUUCUGUUCUGAGAAUAGCUUUGUGUACUAAGUGCAGGUUGACUUUUUUUUUUGUUUUGUAAAAUGAAUUAUGUUAAACAAUAUGUUCAGACACUUUCUGCCAUGGCCAAAAAGUAUGUAUGGAAGUGUGUUUGUAUUUGUCUGUGAGAGGAUGCCGAUGUUUUACCUGAGGUCUUUGUGAUACUUCAGUUACCUAUGCAUUCUUUGUAUUUGUGAUUCGGUAAGCAGGCAGCCAUGCUCACAAUGCCUUGUGUGUCUUAUCAUUUUUUUAAAUUAGCCUGUUAAAUACAGCUUGAAAUAUUUUUAUUUUAUUUAUUCUAUUUUUACUGAAAUAUACUGCAUUGUUGUGUUACUGUAUUAUCUUUACUGGGUAUGACGUCUGUGUAUCCAGGUCUUAAGUAACUCAGUGAACUAUACAUCACCUAAAAGGUGGUUUUCGUCAUGAUUUGCAGUCACAUUUCUGUUGGAAUAUGUAGAAGAGAAGGCAAAAUGCUUAAAGUUCCUUUUAUUUUUUAAAAGCAGAUAGCUAGAUGCACCCUUACUGUAACCGUAUCUGUGUGCCCCUUGGAAGCGUCAAGGGGGUGGCCGACGGGCCGCCUGGCGAAGACCUUUACUCUGUAGACUAAGGCACUGUGCAGGGGCUUCCUUUUUAUAUCCUUCACAACACGUGUGAUCUCAUCAAAAAUAAACACACAGAGCCACAUGCCCUUUGUUUCAACCUGGUCUUAGGGCCACCCAUGGCUAACUAGAGCCACUGUUUCGUUUAUUUGUCUGUCUGUCUUACUGCAUGAAGGGAACAUUAGACCCAUUUCCAUUAAAGCAAAUUCUUGGUGAUACAACUGUUGGCACUGCUACUUUUUUUUUUUUAAAUCCAUAUUAAGUGUUUAAGAAGGACACACAACAAACUACUCAAAACUGGGCCUCCUAACUUGUAGCCCCGAAACUCCCCUUGGUACAUGGGCAUUCUCUUUAUGGUCAUUUCAUCACAAAACUUCAGAGACCACGUCUCCCUGACAUCAGUUCAAUUUAAUGAAACCAAAAGCCCUCUCGCCGGCCCGGUUUAACCUAACAUCUGAUGUGUUUACAGCCAGGAAAGAAGUAACUGGGCCUGUCUCGGCCUCCUGGCAGUGUGGCCCAGUGGUACAGUACAGCUCUUGCACAACGUGCAGGGAUCUGAGUUUAGUCCCUGGAAAGGAUGGGGGGGGCGCGGAGGGGAGGUUGGCACUUCAAGGCCGUGAAGAUGUCACCAGGCAGCCGCAUUGGCCACUUUCUCCUAGAAGGACAUCCUGUUUCUUUUUGUUGCCAUUUGCUGUUGACCAUGUUUACAUGUAAAAUGUCCUGGGAAUAAAUGUGGCUGUGUAAAAGCCUUGACUCCUUGAUCUGACAGCCCAGCUACAUAUAUAAGAAACAAAUACGAA
This is a messenger RNA of Apodemus sylvaticus (European woodmouse), 6640 nucleotides long. It is a transcript of the gene Apbb2, whose product is annotated as amyloid beta precursor protein binding family B member 2. Gene Ontology annotation, molecular function: amyloid-beta binding; transcription factor binding. The coding region runs from base 551 to 2875 and encodes 774 amino acids. Lineage: Eukaryota; Metazoa; Chordata; Mammalia; Rodentia; Muridae. Gene Ontology annotation, biological process: regulation of DNA-templated transcription. The record is from RefSeq and is a predicted model, not a curated record. Gene Ontology annotation, cellular component: nucleus; cytoplasm. The transcript has 17 exons.